This is a messenger RNA of Pyrenophora tritici-repentis Pt-1C-BFP, 420 nucleotides long. RefSeq names its product RPB9, DNA-directed RNA polymerase, subunit M-Transcription elongation factor TFIIS. Gene Ontology annotation, cellular component: RNA polymerase I complex. Gene Ontology annotation, molecular function: zinc ion binding; nucleic acid binding. NCBI's taxonomy places the organism in Eukaryota, Fungi, Ascomycota, Dothideomycetes, Pleosporales, Pleosporaceae. Gene Ontology annotation, biological process: DNA-templated transcription; termination of RNA polymerase I transcription. The record is from RefSeq and is a predicted model, not a curated record.
AUGUCAGCCAUCGGUCAGUACAACCCAAAAUGGCAUGGGAUAUGUAUACUAAAGGCAGUUUUCGCAGGUUCGCUCGUCUUCUGCACCGACUGCGGAAAUCUGCUUGAUGGAUCCGUAGGGAAGCAGAGUGUGAUACUGACAUGCGGCGUGUGCGGAGCGCAAAACAAAGACACAUCUUCCAAGACGGUUGUCACCGUCUCUAAACCGACGGCCUUUCCUUCCUCGUUGCGCGCAAAGAGAUCCGAAGUACAGACUAUUUCCGAAGAGGACGUGCAGACUACCAGUGUCAUCAACCACCCGUGCGAAAAGUGCGGUCGGGAGCAGGUGCGCUACUACACACAGCAAUUGCGAAGUGCCGACGAAGGAACGACCGUCUUUUACGAGUGCGAGUGUGGUCACAAAUGGAACACGAACAACUGA